AUGGCAACUGCAGAGGAAAUUGGGCCGGGCGGCGUCAACAUUAAGGGCAAGCCCAUCUUUUUAGCGGUAGACCAUACCAGAUGCGCUCCCAGCACAGAGCGUGAGCUUUCUGACCAGGAGCUACUCGCAUGGAGGUCAUUUCAGCUCUGGCGAUCCACAUUGUCGGUGGAGCGUCGUGAUAACGUCUAUAAAUCACUUACAAACUCGGACUACACCAAUUUCCGCUUAGCACACCACAUUAUGGGUACUCCAUUCCCGGUGGUGGACACCACCCCAGGAAUAUUUGACGUUGGCAAGUCCGUGCGGUGGUACGAGCACGCCAUCUCCGUCGCGGUGGCUCUCGCGUACGGCUACUGGAUCCGCUCCAAGGCCUCAACACGCAAUGCACGCAUGAUGCCCAUGUCACGCUCAGCCAUUACACUGUUGACAUUUUUUUCUAUGGACUUGUGUUUCUUCUACCGAAGCAUGUAUCGCCUUACUGGAUAUCUUCCCAAUGACUAUGAAUGUCGAAAGUAUGGUGUCAUGGAAGACAAGGAACGACUGGAACGCAAAAAAGUUUUAUGGGAGAAAUACGCCAAAUACAAGAAGGAAUGGUGUCGUCGCUUUGAUUACCAUGUGUAUGGCAUCCGUCCGGGUGAAAAUUGGAGCUUUUUUUCAGCCUGUCUUUUUCCUGCAUGGGCGCCCAUGUUCAACACCUGCACGGACUACCCGCCACGCAAGAACCCUUACUUCCUUACCGCCACACCACUGCGAAACAUUUUUGCCGAGUCUCCGUUUACAUAUGAGAUACCAAAGGAUGAGACAGUGCCACUUGUGAAGGAACGUCCGGAGUUUAAGUACUUGUAUCGCGGUCCUGAAAGAGAGGGAAUCGUGAAUGGAAAAAAUUAG
Trypanosoma cruzi is the source of this 888-nucleotide messenger RNA. RefSeq lists its product as uncharacterized. Lineage: Eukaryota; Euglenozoa; Kinetoplastea; Trypanosomatida; Trypanosomatidae. The transcript has a single exon. The coding region runs from base 1 to 888 and encodes 295 amino acids. The record is from RefSeq and is a predicted model, not a curated record.